AUGAGCCGUUGCCGGAGACUGUCUGCGCUCUCGCUGCCGGUCGUCGUCCUGCUGCUGCUCCUUACGCGUCGGCUCGAUCUGACGCAGCUCUCAACCCAGUUCGCGCUAUCUGCCAUUGUGUCGCCGGUGCAGGCACUCUACCCACCGCCACAGCUGCUCGCACGCAGGGUGGCCGAGCGUACGCCUCCGCACUUGGCGCGCGCGCAGUGGCGCGCGCAAUACGCGCCGAGCAACGUCUCGAUCGUCUCGAUCGUGAGCUCUGGCUACCGGCAGUGGACAGAUCAUCUGGUGGCGAACAUGCGCGCGCUUGGCCUCCUAUCUUACCUGAGGCUGAUCACGAACGACGGUAGAUGCCACGCGUACCUGCUCGCGAGCGGGAUCAACGUGCAGCUCACGCCCAGCUCGACGCGUGAUGGAUCGGGGUCAGCGGAGCUGCGUUACGGGACGGUGGGCUAUCAGAAGCUCGUGCACCAGCUGCCCGCUGUCGUACUGCGGGAGUUCCGUGUAGGACGCUCGGUGCUCUUCCUGGAUGCGGACAUCACGCUUCUCGCCAACCCGCUUGCCUACCUCGCGCCACUGGGCGGGGACAUGUAUGUGCAAGAUGAUCUUCGCAAGCCCGAUUCACGCUUCAAUGGUGGCUUCUUCUUUGCCGCCGCCUCGUCGCAGACGGAGCGUGUCUUUAUCGACAUGGACGAGUACAUUCGUGCGCACCCGACCACAAAUAAUCAGCCUGCCUUCAACUGGGCUCUGCUGAGGCACGCGCGCCGCCUGCGCAUCCACGUGCUCGAUCCGCUCCUUUUUGCGAACGGCCAGGCCUUCUUCGACCUGGGCACUGCUGCCACGCGCAUCUUGCCAGUGCUGGUGCACCACAACUUUGCAGUGGGUGUGGGCACCAAGGUGGAACGCGCGCGUCGCCACGGGCUGCUGGUUGAACGCGCCGACCUCGGCUCGCUGCUCGCGAACUACUCGAUGGCCCACUUGUCGCGGACAGAGUCAUGA
Emiliania huxleyi CCMP1516 is the source of this 999-nucleotide messenger RNA. RefSeq lists its product as hypothetical. The record is from RefSeq and is a predicted model, not a curated record. The transcript has a single exon. Lineage: Eukaryota; Haptophyta; Isochrysidales; Noelaerhabdaceae. Gene Ontology annotation, cellular component: Golgi apparatus. Bases 1 to 999 code for a protein of 332 amino acids. Gene Ontology annotation, molecular function: glycosyltransferase activity.